UGGAACUGAAAUCAUUUUCCAAUCGUGUCAUUCUUAACAGAACCAUGGAUUUCUUCGUUCUGUUCCACUGUUCUGACCAGAAAAAAACAGUUUCGAACCCCCCAAAAAGUACCAGUUUAUAUUGUUUCUUUUUAAACCGCUGAAAUUGACAUUUUAUACAUUUAGCUCAACAUAAAAUUACUUCACCAAUCUGUGCGGAUAGAGCAGCUUGAUAUAGAGCAGGCAAGCUAUAGUUGUUUACAAGCAUUGGACAGAUAAAUGUAGGGCGCAAGAUGCCACUGAAAUUUUGCUUGUGGGGAGAAAGCAAAUGAGGGUUGAGGAGGAGCUUGGAUCUUGUUAUGGCAUGCAUUAUUUGAAUAAGUGUAACGUCGACGCAAGGAGUCAGGAAGCAAGUGCAGUUAGUGAGUUUAAUAUUAACGAACGUAGACCGAUACAAAACGGCAGACAAGAUAACAUAACCAAUACCGCCUGAGGGGUGAAUACAAUGAAGUGCUAGAUAAAGGGACAUUAAUCAGGGAAGUGAUGAAGUCCAGGUGUGUCUGAUGAUGAGGCGCAGGAGUGUGUAAUGAAGGUUGCCAGGUGUGCGUAAUGAUGGGUUGCCAGGACCGGUGGUUAGUAGACUAGCGACGUUGAGCGCAGAAGAGGGGGAGCAGAUGUGACAGUACCCGCGCCGACACGCCGCUCCAGCCGCAGGAUGACGCCGACCAGGAGGAUGGUCCCGAGGGCAUGGAGCAGGUCGGUCCAGAAGGCGAAGGUGGAAUUCUCUGAGGAUGUUGUCAUCUAGAAUGUCAUCCACCAGAACCCAGCACUGCUCCUCUGGACUGUACCCCUCCCGGUCCACCAGGUACUGGAGCCGACCCCACAGCGUCCAGGAGUGAUCUGACGGUAUAGGCGGGACUCCCAUCGAUAUCCAAGGGAGGCGGAGGGGUGUCAUGGGGGACGGCAUUAGCCAGGGGACCAGGAACCCCCAGCCUGAGGAGGGAAACAUGAAAAGAGGGUCCGGUAGUUAGUGGGGAGCUGUAAUCAGUAUGUUACCUCAUUGACCCUCCAGAGGACUUUGAAUGGCCCCACAAACCGGGGGCUCAGUUUCCAGCAGGGCAGGCGGAGCGGGAGGUUCCUGGUGGAGAGCCAGACGCGAUCACCAGGAUGGAACACGGGAGCCUCACUGCGGUGGCGGUCCGCCUGCUUCUUCUUCUGGCGGACGGCGCAUUGGAGCCGGACGUGGGCAGCUUUCCAAACCUCCUCUGCAUGCCGGAACCACUCGUCCGCCGCAAGAGCGUCGGUCUGGCUCGGGGUCCACAGAGCCAGGGCCGGCUGGUACCCCAGGAUGCAUUGGAAGGGAGACAGCCUGGUAGAGGAGUGACGAAGUGAAUUCUGGGCGUAUUCAGCCCAAGGAAGGAAUCGGGCCCACUCACCCUGCCGGUCCUGGCAGUGACUCCUCAGGACCCUCCCUAGCUCCUUGUUCAUCCUCUCCACCUGCCCGUUAGAUUGAGGCUGGUAUCCGGAAGUGAGGCUGACCGUGACCCCCAGCUUCUCCUUGAAAGACUUCUAUACACGUGAUGUGAAUUUGGGGCCACGAUCGGAGACAAUAUCCUCCUGAAGGCCAUAGUGCCCGGAAGACCUGCUGGAACAGUGCCUCUGCGACCUGGAGAGCAGUUGGGAGACCAGAGAGAGGGAUGAAACGUUUUCUUACAGGAUUGGACUGGAAAGAACUUACUUCUUAAUUCCCUCCUUGUGUUUUGGCCAAUCACACAAUCUUUACUCUGAGCUGAGGUUCUGAGCUGAGGUCCAACCAGAUUUGUGAAUGAAUGAGUGGGUGGGCCACGACGUCAAUGUGGUGGGACUACUACAGAUCCCUCCCAACGAUGGAUUCCCACUGUCUGAGAGCUCACACUUCUUUGAUAUUCUGUCAGAACAAGGUAGCCCUCUGCUCCAGCACCAGGAAGUCUUAACCUUCACCAGCUAUCCCAGCAUGCAAUACCCCUCGGUGGAGCCCACCAUGUCCUCCCCGCCAUACUACUCCAGUCAGAACUACUACCCCCAGUACAACAGCGAUGAGUGGUACUCACCCACAGGGAUGUAUGAACUGAGGAAAGGACCCCUAGAGGGCACUUAUAAUGCUGAAAUGGAAGAGGCGUCCACCAUAGUGCCUGCGGUGUGCAAUAGGACCCGGCACACAUCCCACACAGGCAGUGUCAAAGGGGAGGAGCUGUGUGUGGUGUGUGGGGACAAGGCAUCCGGGUAUCACUAUAAUGCUCUCACCUGUGAGGGGUGUAAAGGCUUCUUCAGGCGGAGCAUCACCAAGAAAGCUGUGUACAAGUGCAAGAAUGGAGGGACCUGUGAGAUGGACAUGUACAUGCGGAGGAAGUGCCAGGAGUGUCGUCUCCGGAAGUGCAAAGAGAUGGGCAUGCUGGCAGAGUGUGAGUAUCAGGCAGAGUGUCUGCUGACAGAGAUCCAGUGUAAAUCUAAAAGGCUGAGGAAAAACCCCAAGGUCUCACCAGGACAGUCCACCGGGGACGAGACAGAGGGGGGAGACAACGGAGACACCAAACAGGUCACCUCCACCACCAAACUGUCGAAGGAGAAGCUUGAACUCAGUCAAGAGCAACAGGCUCUCUUGAGCUUCAUCGUAGAAGCUUAUCAGAAACAUCGAAUUCCUCAAGACAUGGCCAAAAAACUGCUACAAGAGCAGUUCAAUGCAGAAGAGAACUUCCUUCUUUUGACAGAGAUGGCCACCAGUCAUGUUCAAGUGCUGGUGGAGUUUACCAAAAACAUUCCAGGUUUCUCAGCCCUGGACCAUGAGGAUCAGAUAGCACUGUUGAAGGGCUCGGCAGUGGAGGCCAUGUUCCUGCGCUCAGCACAGGUGUUUACCAGGAAGCUACCCCAUGGACACACAGAGGUGUUGGAGGACAGGAUACGCAAGAGUGGCAUAUCAGAGGAGUUUAUUACACCCAUGUUCACCUUCUAUAAAAGCAUCGGGGAACUCCAGAUGAUGCAGGAAGAACACGCCCUCCUCACCGCCAUUACCAUCCUGUCACCAGACCGGCCGUACGUGAAGGGCCAGCAGGCGGUGGAGAGGCUGCAGGAGCCCAUGUUGGAGGUGCUCAGGAGGUUCUGUGCCAUGCAGCACCCGCUGGAGCCCCAGCACUUUGCCCGUCUCCUGGGCCGUCUGACUGAGCUGCGGACACUCAACCACCACCAUGCUGAGAUGCUCACCUCCUGGCGCAUGAGCGACCACAAGUUCACACCCCUCCUCUGCGAGAUCUGGGACGUACAGUAAAUGGUACACAGAGGCUGCAUGGAUGGACGGAUGGAUGGGUGGAUGGAUGGGUGGAUGGAUGGAUGGGUGGAUGAGGGAGAGGAGAGGAAAAACAAACAUUUCACCUUAGUGACUCCUUUGACCAUUUCAGAUGCUGCAACCUUUUCAGAAGCUGACCAUUUUACCAUUUCCGAUGUUCUGACUUUGGACUUAACACCGCUUGAGAUGUGAAGGAAUGUCGUGUAGGCUAUGCUCAGGUCUUCUGUGAGCUUUUGUGAUGGACUACUUGAAUGUGACCACCUGUUGCCAAAGAAACUUGGAGAUAUUAUUUAAAGAAAAGAUCUCCCAACGGGAUAAUGGACUUAUAUAGCAUUGACAAUUCAUGUUUUAAUCACUCAUUAAACAUAUUUUGACUGAUAGA
Messenger RNA from Salvelinus namaycush (lake trout), 3680 nucleotides. Its product is annotated as bile acid receptor-like. Gene Ontology annotation, biological process: positive regulation of transcription by RNA polymerase II; negative regulation of inflammatory response; ecdysone receptor signaling pathway. Gene Ontology annotation, cellular component: nucleus. Gene Ontology annotation, molecular function: RNA polymerase II cis-regulatory region sequence-specific DNA binding; nuclear receptor activity; bile acid binding. Lineage: Eukaryota; Metazoa; Chordata; Actinopteri; Salmoniformes; Salmonidae. The transcript is spliced from 10 exons. The record is from RefSeq and is a predicted model, not a curated record. The coding region runs from base 1805 to 3280 and encodes 491 amino acids.